CAAAGGGUUUGUGCACCCAGAACCAGUUUUAAAUACUUUUUUUUUUUUUUUAAAUAAAGUGUCUGAACUGUGCAACACUGGAACGAAAUCAAACCAAAGGUUCUGAAUCUAUGCUGCUUUUAAAUGGAAACGUAGUUGAAGAGAGCGGUGAUAGCUGGUCCGGAAAUCAGAGCCAUGAAGUAGGAUGAUUUAGGUUGCUACUCGCCUGGGUGCUCCUUCAACUGGGUCCCGACUCCCUCAGCAACACCGACUGUAGGAAAUUAUAUGGAACCAGCAAGAUGAACAAAAACAAAUUGAUUCAUGAUUUCCUUGAAGUGGUUUCAAGGGGUGAUGUGGAAUCCAUUUGUGUCCAUAUUCCUGAAGUCCACUCAACCCUUGGAAACCUUGACUUUCAGCAUCCACAGACCGGAAACACGCCCCUCAUUACAGCUGUGGAAGAAAACCUAGCAGAGGACGGUAUUAUUUUGCAGGUUGUUGAGUUUCUCCUAGAAAGGGGCGCGGAUAUCACCCUUUGCAACUUCAGCAAUCAAACUGCGCUCCAUGUGGCUAAAGGUGACAUCCAGAGACAGCUCUUGGCAGGCAAGGGAAUUCUGGCUCCCCAAACGCAGCUCCUACGGAGUUCUUGGCAAGGUGAUCUGGAACAGCUUCAACACCUGCUGGCAUGUGAAGAGUUCCUGGAUAUAAAUUUCCCCAACUCGCACGGUCUGACCCCUCUGAUGCUGGCUGUGAGAGAUGUGGACCUAUUUGAAAGUCUGGAUGGAUUAACAGUCUACAGACCUGAUGAAGUUCUAGCCGAGCUCCUCCGGCACCAUGCAGAUCCUAAGCUUUGUGACUUCAGUGGCAAGUCAGCAAUACAUUAUGUGUCACAAAUUGAGAGCUGGAGGAAGCAGCAGUUAUUGGACAUCCUGAUGAAUGCUAUGCCCAAACCAGAAAGACACGCUGAAUCACUGCUUGACAUCUGUCAUGAGGCAGGCUCCACUCCAAUGGAGAUGACAGUUUCCCAAACUGAAAACAUCACCUUGCAGAGCAUCAGCAGCAGUGAGGACUUUGACCUUGAAGAUGACUUCAGCCCGUCCAUCUUGGCUGGGGUGGGAACAGUUCCCAGGGGUGAAGGCUGGCCACGAAGGACUGAAGGUGUUGAGAUUAUCGUGACGUUCCCGCCAGGUCCUCCCCAAGAAGCAAGCCAAGAAGAUUUGAAAGAAAGCGAGGAAUGUCCUCCAAGUCAGGUGACUUCGGAGCAUGAGGAGUGGGAACAGGGGCAUCCCGUCUCUGGACCCAAUGAAGUGGAGAUGGGGGCCCUCACGGCAAGCAUGCUAACCACACAGCCUUCACUUCUGAAGACGGAAGGAAGUUCUCAGGAGCUCUGCGGUGCACAUGUGGCUCUCUCACCACCCAGACCUUGCUUAAGGCCAAACACUGCUGCAUCUGCAGCCAGGGAGGAGGCUCCUCAUGUUCUGAAAGUGCAGCAAGGGAAAUCGGAUGAGUUUCCUACCUCUGACAUGAGAUACAGUAACCGAAGAACAGAGCUUCCUCUGCCACCACUAUCACUCUUGCCCAUGAGGUCCUGUAUCUUCAACAUGGAAGAAAGCCCCACGUUCCCGAGGCACAGGGAGAGAAAGGUUCCCAGCCUUAGCCUGUCUGUGCCUAAGCUCCUGGAUCCUCUUGGCCAACCUCUUAGCCGGUCUGCUGAGUUUAGUUCAUCAACGAACCAUCAAGAAGUCACGUGGGAAGAGCCAGCAGAACACACCCUCAGGGCUUCCGAUUGUGCCAUCUGGUCUAGAAACUUAUGCUCUUUCCGGAAGAGCGGAAAACAGGGGGGAGUAGCGGAGAGUUGGCAAUCUCAGGAAAUGAAAGGGUGGGACAAAACUGAAACCUCUGGCUUUGAAGAAGGGCCAUCUUUGUUCUUCUGUGAGAGUGUCAAGGAAGAUAUUACUCCUACAGAGAGGGAAAGGGAUAGUGGGUGCCAUGUUAGUGAAAUGAGAAGGGGGGGAGAGGACUCCCAAUAUCUUUCACCAAGAAAAAAAGAGAGUUUGACAGCCAGAGAGGCUGAGCAAGAUGCAGGGGUUGAGCGAGAUUCAGGGGUUGAGGACACCAUUCUCGGCAAGUUCCUGGAAGCCUCGAAUUCAGAAAUAGCCCCAGCCGAGGAGAAAGAGAUCGGAAAUGAGAACGUUUCUGACUCCAAAAGCAAUUCUGUACACAAAGCUGGAGCAAUGGAGCCACCACCAGUGUUAGAAGAGGUUAGCGUUCCUAAGAACGUACCAGGUGUGAACUCCGAUGGCCCCACUGAAGAGCUCCUGGGAGGUCAUAGAGACACAGACCAGAACAGAAAAAUACCAAUAGAGGAAGAAACAAAUCCAGAAACGAAUGGGGUGGUGCCACCUAUUCAUAUCACAUUCCCUGGAGAAGGAACAUCCAAGGGACCCGCUAGAUCCAAACCAAACCUCCAAAGGAGAAAGCACCCGGCGCAGAACAGCAAUAGCUUCAACACACUUGCUCAACAAGAACACGACAGACUCCAGACAAACACUCAUAGAGCCAAGCUGGGUUCAAGGACCAAGGCCAGGAGCAGGCCACCUCCUGAUCUCAUGGUUUCCAUCCAAGCGUCCGUUAAACCUACCAUGCAUAAAAACAGCAUAAAAACUCAAGUUUUCCCCGCUUUGGAGCUUGUGGACCACAGACCUCAUCCGCCAUCCAAGUUUCAGAGGCGAUCACCUCUGACAGAAAAGAAGUCAACGCAUCAGAGCCAGAAACCUAAAAAGCAAGCAUUCCCUCGAAUCUGUAAAAAUGCAGGCAUGAAAAAGCCAGGCGUUCCCCUCUCUGUCGAAACAACAGAUCCGAGACUGCACUUCCUGGACUUGAAGUACAGUGACAUGUUCAAAGAAAUCAACUCAGCCUCCAAUGGACCGGGCAUCUAUGAGAUGUUUGGAACCCCUGUUUAUAGUCACAUUCGAGAGGCGGAAAGGCACGACCCCGGGUGUUACCGUGAGAUAUGCACGGCUCCAUCAGGCCGAUGUGUCCUUAAUAAGGUUCAGCCUUCCCAAAGUGACAGGGGCAGCAACAGCAGAGCCAGACUUCUUCAGAAGAGACCACACGUUAAACCCUCAAAGCCGUCGCUUGCUCUCAGGCAAAAGCAUAGAGUGUUAAUUCCUAAAGGUAAGGGUUGCAAGGGUCUGGGGGGCCACAGCGAGGAUAGCGUUUCAGAACCAGAUUGGCAGAUGAAAUCUUCAGGAAAUGACUUUCUGUCCUCCAGAGGCGAAGCUCAACUCACGACGCACUUGAUCCCGAUCCCUGAGCUCUUCCCCGAACAGAAAGAAACCCCUCCCGUCUCAGAUCUAUCCAUUGCUGAGGAAAUCCCAGAGGAGUGUGCAGACGAAGACGGCAUUCUCAACAGUGAUAGUCUUACCCAAAGCCUUGGGGAUCUGAAAGAGCUCAAAGGGCUGCACCCCGAGACCCCGCUUGUUCCUUCAGAAAACAGCUGGGCUGUGCUCAGCGAGAAGCAUUCAGGCAAGCACGUGUCAUCAGACAAACUAAAUGCUGACCAGAGGUUCACGGGUUACCUGGAGUUCGAUAGCCUUUCAGAUAAGUCUAAAACACUGAGCUUUUCCAGUUUCUCUUUCCAGGAGAACCCAGGAAGCGCACCUUCCCCAACAGAACAACACUGGGCCCGUUCUCUGGAUCAGGAUAGCUUAGAAAAUAACUCCUCCACCGCAUAUCAAACGUUUGGAAAGAUUUCCCAAAAAAUCUUUCCCAAGGAAAGAUUAGACCCAGGAAAGAACGAAGAAUUGACAGACGAGUUGCUAGGUUGUCUGGUCGAAGAACUGUUAGCGCUCGAUGAGAAAGAUAGCAGCUCCUGCCAAAUAACGACAAAUGAGGCAGAUGCCAAAAGCCUGAAUCUUGUCUUCAGUAGGAGAGUCAAUACCAUCGAAGAGCUGGACAGAGAGACAACAGAUGUCAAACUACAGAGGUGUAUUAAUAGAUUCCGGAUACAUGAUGAGGAAAAUUUUCUUACCUCAAAUGAAAAGAAGACACUUUCUGACAAGAGUUUAAAACAUGAAGAGGCUGUAUUCUGGACCAAGGGUGAGAUCCUUGGGAGAGGAACCUAUGGCACAGUAUACUGUGGGCUCACCAGCCUUGGGCAGCUAAUAGCUGUAAAACAGGUGGCCUUGGAUACUUCUGAUAAGCUGGCUACUGAGAAAGAAUACCGGAAACUGCAGGAGGAAGUGGAUUUGCUGAAGGCACUGAAGCACGUAAACAUAGUGGCCUAUCUAGGGACUUGCUUGGAGGAGAACACCCUGAGCAUCUUCAUGGAAUUUGUCCCGGGUGGUUCCAUCUCUAGUAUAAUAAACCGCUUUGGGCCACUGCCUGAGAUGGUGUUCUGUAAAUACACCCGACAGAUCCUGCAAGGUGUUGCGUAUCUCCAUGAGAACUGUGUGGUACAUCGAGAUAUCAAAGGGAACAACGUCAUGCUCAUGCCAACUGGAAUAAUAAAGCUGAUUGACUUUGGCUGUGCCAAGCGUCUGGCUUGGGCAGGCUUCAACGGUACCCACAGUGACAUGCUCAAGUCCAUGCGUGGGACCCCAUACUGGAUGGCCCCGGAGGUCAUCAAUGAGUCCGGCUAUGGAAGGAAAUCAGAUAUAUGGAGCAUUGGCUGCACCGUGUUUGAGAUGGCCACAGGGAAGCCUCCCUUAGCUUCCAUGGAUAGGAUGGCAGCCAUGUUUUACAUUGGAGCCCACAGAGGUCUAAUGCCUCCUCUGCCUGACCGAUUCUCAGAACCUGCUGCGGACUUUGUGCGUUUGUGCCUGACCAGGGACCAGCAUGAGAGACCUUCUGCUCUCCAGCUCCUGACGCACUCCUUCCUGAAGAGAAGCCAGUGAGCAGGCACCAGCUUUCCACUCUAAACCCGCAACCCUUGCUUUGCUGUGGGGAAUGAUGGUUGAGGCACUUGUUUUCCUAUUGUAAAUCCAACCUAGCCCUAUUUAACCAGAUCCUGCAGCAUUAUUGCAAAGUUUUAGUUAUGUACCGACCUUAAAUUUCAGGCACAACUGCCUUUACGCAUGAGAAGAACAAUUUCAUAAUAUUAAGAAACCUACCAAAAACCCCAUUCCAGUGUUACAAUUUUGAUUGCUCAAAAACUAUCUCUACCUAUUAAUAUACUUCUUUUAGUUUUUUUUAGUUUUUUUUUUUUUUUUUUGAGACAGGAUCUCACCACAUGGCCCUGGCUGUCCUGGAACUCACUAUGUAGACCAGGUUAGCCUUGAAUUCAGUCAUCUAUCUGCUUCUACCUCAGAGUGCUAAAAAUUAAAGGCGUGAGCCACCACACCCAGCUUAGUUCCUUUGUUUAAAAUAAACUGCACACAUUUUGCCU
Molecule: messenger RNA, 5365 nt
Organism: Mastomys coucha (southern multimammate mouse)
Lineage: Eukaryota; Metazoa; Chordata; Mammalia; Rodentia; Muridae
Gene: Map3k19
Product: mitogen-activated protein kinase kinase kinase 19
Exons: 14
Coding region: 279-4874 (1531 amino acids)
Biological process (GO): protein phosphorylation
Molecular function (GO): ATP binding; protein binding; protein kinase activity
Source: RefSeq, a predicted model, not a curated record